CCAAUCAGCUCCGUAAUGAUCGACAGGCGCGGGAAUAGCAGGGCGCGGCGCCGCCUCCUCCAGCUCCCGACCCUGGAUCUGGCGACACGCACCUCCCCGCCAGGAAGCCGCCCUGCUAUAUAUAUCACCUCCACGCCUAGCACCUUCAGUCUUCUGCACAGGCCCGCUCAGGACACAGAACCAGAGAUGAAGCGCGUGGCAGUCUUGGUGUUGCUGGCCGCGGCGGUGAUGGCCAAUCCGGAGGCUGAGGCAGAGGCUGAGGCUGAGGCCGAGGCUGAUCCCAAGGCGCAGCCAGCCGCCGACGCUGACGCAGACCCCGAAGCUGAGGCCGGGUACCUGCCACACUACCCUCCCCCGCCGCGCUGCUACCCGAAGACUCACUACGUCACAGACUACAAGACUCAGGUGCAGCAGGUGCCGGUGUACUCCACGCUGGUGAAGCACCAGGUGGUGCCCAAGACGGUGUACCAGCCGGUGUACAAGACCAUCCACAACACCAACUACCAGACCCAGUACGUGCCCAAGUACGUGACCCAGACGGCGUACAAGACCGAGCACAAGUACGUGACGCAGCACCGCACGCUGUACCACACGCAGUACAACACCCAGUACGUCACCACCACGCUCCUGGUGCCCAAGUACAUCACCACGUCGCUGCACCACACCCAGUACGUCACCGAGACCCAGCACAAGGUGGUGCACAAGACCGCCUACCUGCCCAAGUACAUCACCUCCAACCUGGUGCAGUACCACACCCAGUACGAGACGCAGGUGGUGCCCCAGUACGUCACCAUCACCAAGGAGCGCCACACCUACAAGACGGUGUGCCCCAAGGUGGCCGUCGCGGUGCCCGUCGCUCCUGUCGCCCCAGUGGCACCCAUCAACCCAGGUUACGGCGGCGGUUACGGAUACGGUUACUAAAAAGCAGACACACAGACGCCCGCGAUACAUCUCUGGCCCGUCCUGCUUUCAUCCUUCUCUCUGCCCCUUCCCUUACGGAGACUCUCUAACCAUGUAAAUAUCACGCCGGCCUCAGGAGGAGCUCGUGUAAAUAAUGUAUUCAGAAAGGAAUUAGAGUUUUCACCAAAGUCAUCUUCGCUAACAUUUCUCCCGCUUCUUGUAUUUCUUUCCUCCACUAUCAGAGAAGAAUAAAAACUUCCUCAAACAGA
This is a messenger RNA of Scylla paramamosain (green mud crab), 1169 nucleotides long. RefSeq lists its product as uncharacterized. The record is from RefSeq and is a predicted model, not a curated record. NCBI's taxonomy places the organism in Eukaryota, Metazoa, Arthropoda, Malacostraca, Decapoda, Portunidae. The coding region runs from base 16 to 921 and encodes 301 amino acids. The transcript is spliced from 3 exons.